AUGGCACAACAGCAUCGAGAGAAUAUUUUGUAAGUUUGAUUUAAACUGAAAAUUAAUAUAAUAUCGAGAGUUUUGUUUAUGUAAUUUAUUUCUAUAUUUUCAGGAGAAAUCAAUUCAUUUCCGAUCUCGAGAAUGACGAACUCAAUCGCCAGCUUUGCGCCGUUGCUACAGAUGAAAUGUUCGAGUCCUGGUCGCCAGAGACGCAAGAGCAAAUUCUGUCUGAAUGGGAUGACUGGCAAGAAGAAUCGGAGAAGUCUGGGUUAUGUUGUAAUGAUUGUGGUCGCGUAUUUAUGCGUUCGGACAACCUCAACCGGCAUAUGAAAACUCACAGUGACAAAAACCACGAGUGUUCGCGUUGCCAUAAAACGUUUAAUCGAAAGGUACGUAAUUUACAGCGAUAUAUUUCGGAACAUAGUAAAGUAUUUUGAGUUAAUAGUAUUUAUAUGAUUUCAAGGAUGCUUUGAACCGACAUAUGAAAACUCACAGUCACAAAGACCACGAGUGUUCGCGUUGCCACAAAAAGUUUAAUCGAAAG
Messenger RNA from Paramuricea clavata, 535 nucleotides. The record is from the annotation of a GenBank genome assembly. Lineage: Eukaryota; Metazoa; Cnidaria; Anthozoa; Malacalcyonacea; Plexauridae.